GUUAAAUCAGAACAUCUUGCUGCUGGGAAAGAAGGUGGUGCUGGUACCCUACACCCCAGAGCAUGUGCCUAGGUAACCAUUCCCCUGACAUGGGGUGCAAGCCAGCUCUCCAAGGUGCAGCGAGGAGGGUACCACGAGUGGAUGAAAUCAGAGGAGCUGCGGCGUUUGACAGCCUCCGAGCCGCUGACCCUGGAGCAGGAGUAUGUGAUGCAGCACAGCUGGCGGGAAGAUGCAGACAAGUGUACCUUCAUCGUGCUGGAUGCAGAGAAGUGGCAGGCCCAGCCAGGCACCAGCGAAGAAAGCUGCAUGGCGGGAGAUGUGAACCUCUUCCUCACGGAUCUAGGGGACCCCUCCUUGGGGGAGAUUGAGGUCAUGAUUGCAGAGCCCAGCUGCAGGGGCCAGGGCUUGGGCACCGAGGCCGUCCUCAUGAUGAUGUCUUAUGGAGUGACCAAGCUAGGUCUGACCAAGUUUGAGGCUAAAAUUGGGCAAGGAAAUGAACCGAGCAUCCAGAUGUUCCGAAAGCUUCACUUUGAGCAGGUGGCUGUGAGCAGUGUCUUCCAGGAGGUGACGCUCAGACUGACGAUGAGUGAGCCGGAGCGGCAGUGGCUUCUCCAGCAGACCAGCCACGUGGAAGAGAAGCCCUACAGAGCUGGGGCGUCGGAGCCCCGCUGACAGCCGGCCUUGCGGACCAGCCACCCUGUGUGGCUGGGGGUGUGAGACCAGAGCCCUGCAGCAGGCACACAGAGGGGGCCUAUGGGGCAGAGCGCUCUGGCCUUGCUCCAGCCUGGGACUCUCCUUUUGGGGCCCUUCAGACUCCGGGCUGGACUUGCCUUGGCCUCCCUCUGGGUGGCCUUGUGGCUGAGCCACUCCAGGGCCAGCCCCUCCUCCUGGCCAAACCUGGACUCAGACUCUUGGAAUCUGGGGUGGAUGGCAUGAAUCCACCGGAAGAGGCAGGGUGGAGGUGGAGACGAGGGGGCGCCUGGUGAAUGGGCAGGACCUCCCUUUCCCCUGGAGGGCCAGAGGGGCCACUGAGGCUCUGUCUGGGAGUCAAGCGCACUGCACGCAGCUUGCCCUGUUCUCUCAUUGGGCCCGUGUGGAGGUGAGCUGCCAGGAGGGCCAGCCUGCGGCAUCUGGUCCGGCGUCGUAGGGACAGGGGAGGGUAGCUCAGUCCUCUCAUCCAGCAGAAGCAGGUGGGUGUGACCCCGGGAGGUCUGGAAAUGAAUGAGUUCGGCCCUGAAGGACAGACAGGUGGCUUGGAAAGUGGGCGAGUGUCCUUGCUCCUUUCUCUUUGGAGCCAGUUUUGAGGGUGGAGUUAGUUUUGGAUGCAGCUCCAUGUGGCUGGAGUACCCACCCUCCUGAUGAAGCUUUAGGCCUCCUGCUCAGUUGCAGGGUCUUCCAAAGGGAGCGGAGGCCACUGAGCGGUGUCCUCCUGAGGGCACCUGUGUCCUCGCUCUCCACGCCUCAUCCCUUCGCCUCUGGGAGCAGCUGCGCCUGUGAAGGCCACUGGGGGGUGCCAGAGGCACAGGUUCGGAUGAUUAGGCUGCUUGGCAACCGGGGCUUAACAGGCAGAGCCGGGCCAGGGCUCCCCACCCCAGAGCGAGGGGGACACCCUUUGACUUCUAACCCCGUCUCAUGCCCUGUUGUAAUCUGGGGUGGCCAUCAAGAAAAGUCAGGCAUGUUUCAAAACACAAUUGGAGAAGAGACUCUUGAGGGCACCUGGGACAUUUUCAAGGGGAGGAAAUGGUCCCAGGCAAGUUGAGGCACUCACCCAAGGCCCCAGAGCUUUUGAUGGCAGAGCCAGAACUGUGGCUGACGACUCCCAGCUCCCAGGCCUCUCACACCAGAUGACGCAUGUGGAAAACUAGAAUCUGAAACAUGCCUGAAACUAAUACACAAACUUGGCUUGCUGGGGCCCCCAGCCCCUCAGCGACAGUUCCCUCUGAGCCACGUGUUCCUUCCACCUGUCCCCAGCUUAAUCAAAGUCAAAAGUCCUUAGGACUUCCCCACCCAACAGGUGAGAUAGGGAGGGGCCCCUCCUCAGUCCUGCUAACCUGCAGGGGGCCUCCAUCAGGGGCCAAAGGGCACGGGCUGGGGGCAGGCCAGGCUCAGCCUAACUACUGCCAGUGGUGUUGUGAUUAGGGUUUUGGAAGGUUUCUCUUAACAAUAGUGGGAUUCAAACCUUAACAGGUCAGAUAGUGAUGGCCAGAGAGUGACCUGCCCUUCGCUCAACCCCAGGGGCUCCACGGGUCCCCUCCCUGGUCCGCUGUCUCCCUACUCGGUCUCCUCAGUCCCAGGAACCUGGCUUUUCUGAGUGGUCUCCUGGUUGGGUAGAGAAUAGCCCAGGGCCAGCUUCCCUUCCGAGCACCUGCCCAGGAACCUGGCCCUGGCAGGCCACCCUGGCAGAUCUCCAGGAUGUGGCCUCAGAGGCCAGAGGUAUCAGGGACCUGGGUCUCUUAUGGAGGAGCAGGGCAUUUUGCUCUUGGAGAGUCCCCUCCAUGCCACCUGCCACAGGCAUAUCCCAGGGCUCGGUGGGCCAGGUUUGUUUUCCCCCAGUCCCUCCAGUCAGGUCCACGGCCAGUUGAGAGUAUCUGGGACCAGCUCAGGCCACUCCUGGGACUCCUGUACCUUGCUGGCUGUGGGUGGAAAGAUGAAAGCCAAAAGCCUUCUCUUUCCAAGUCUGGCUCCAUGGUGAAUUCACAGUUUGAACGCUCCUGGAAUCCGAGGUGCCUUCUUGGCGCCCUCCAAGCAUGUGGGUUUAGCUCCCACUUUCCCUGAUGAAAGUUGCUCUAGGGCAGCCCCA
This is a messenger RNA of Mesoplodon densirostris (Blainville's beaked whale), 2800 nucleotides long. RefSeq names its product N-acetyltransferase 9 (putative) (gene NAT9). The transcript is spliced from 6 exons. Gene Ontology annotation, biological process: protein acetylation. Lineage: Eukaryota; Metazoa; Chordata; Mammalia; Artiodactyla; Ziphiidae. Bases 142 to 672 code for a protein of 176 amino acids. The record is from RefSeq and is a predicted model, not a curated record. Gene Ontology annotation, molecular function: N-acetyltransferase activity.